Messenger RNA from Myotis brandtii (Brandt's bat), 3457 nucleotides. RefSeq names its product drebrin-like (gene DBNL). Gene Ontology annotation, cellular component: actin filament; cortical actin cytoskeleton; site of polarized growth. The record is from RefSeq and is a predicted model, not a curated record. The coding region runs from base 1400 to 2815 and encodes 471 amino acids. Gene Ontology annotation, biological process: neuron projection morphogenesis; positive regulation of dendritic spine morphogenesis; postsynaptic actin cytoskeleton organization. Gene Ontology annotation, molecular function: actin filament binding. Lineage: Eukaryota; Metazoa; Chordata; Mammalia; Chiroptera; Vespertilionidae. The transcript is spliced from 12 exons.
GUGGCUACAUUCCCAUCACCAGCAGGCAGCAGGUUCUCAGUGUGUUUGGAAGGAAUGACUGGAUUAUAAGGUGUCCAGUGCCCCAUGCUUCAUGUGCCAUGAACAGGCCAGGAACCCCUCUUUUCAUGUUCAUCAGAAAGAAGCGGGGACUUGAGGAAAUGUGGGAAUGAGCCUCUGAACUGGAACAUCCAAGAAUGGCUAAGGCUAGAGCCCAGGGUAGAAAGGAGAGAGGCCAGAGGAUGGGGGCAGGCACGGAGCGUGGCUCUUGGGAGCUGCUGCGUCCCUUCUUGGAAGAGCCCGGCUGGGCGGCCAUCGCUGUCCCUGCUGCUGGUCUGUGCUCCUGACUUCUGUGGCCUUCAGGGGGAAUAGCGUUCUCUCCUCCGUUGGGGAGAGGACAUGCUAGACCAGGUUUCCCCAUUGACUCGCUGUCGGACAGCACGGCCUGGAGCUGGGCUCCUGCAGAGUUGGUGCUGGUGGCUGCACUACCGGAAAGCCACCUCUUCCAGAAAGUUCUCUGGGAGGUCUACCACCUGCCAGGUCUUUGUCCCUCUUUCUCUCCUUCCAUAUUCUCUCUCCUCUCCUGGGAAACUUUGUUCCUUCCUGGCAGCGUGUCCUCCCUGUCAACCAGAUCCCCUGGGCCUGGAUCGAAUUCCGUUUCCUCCGACUUUCUUGGGUCGAGGCAGCUCUGCCCAGUGGUGUUAGCAAGGCCCUGGGGGGCCGGGCAGGAGCUGACUUGGUUCCCGUCGACUGAUUGCCACGGGUCCUGGUCUGUCCGGCUGGCUCAGCAGGCCUGUGCUCUGGCAAGGAGCCUUCCAUAUGUACCCCUCAUUUAGUAAAAUUUACCUUAUUUCCUAAACACCUCUGGGGCACAUGUUUUUAAGCCCAAAUCUCUUCCAGAGUUCUUAUGAAUAAUUAGUCUUACAGGAUGAAGAGUGGUGUGGGCAGGGUCACCUGUGCAGAGGGAAGACUCUGGUUGGUCUAGAUCAGGAUUUUAAAAAGAUUCCCAGGUGAUUCUAAUGUGCAGCCAAGGUUGAGAACCACUGGUCUAGAUCUUGCCCCCACAAGGAGCCUGUCCCCUGAGGACCAGGUGCCAUGCCGAGUCAUGACCCCUGUGGUUUCUGGUGUUGCACAUUUUUUUGUCAGGGGAGUCACGACCCAGACAGACCUGCUGCACCAGCCUGCAGGCCCCAGAAGACGGCAGACGUGCCCAGGGGGCAGCACCUUCCCAGGGGCCUGGUGCCAAUCCCUCCUUCCUGCUUCUCCUUGGUGCUUUGGGUUCAGGAAUGUGCAGGUGUCUUUGUCUUUUCAAAUUCACACACCUGGCAGCCAGGCGAGUAUUUCACGCGUGCAUGUGUAAAAAGUUGCCAUGACACCUUAGGCUCGGCCUUCCUCAGAGUGGAUGUAUGCUCCCGUCUUCGGUCCAUCGCUCACAUGCCCCUAUGGUCAGGCAGGCCAGCAUCGUUGCAGCUUCAGAGCUGAGAAGGCCACACUUCGGCAGGCACAGCGGGUCACGGUGGGGCCCGUGUUGGCCCACAGAGACUGCCAUGCUGAGCUGUCAGGGAUGACGGCAGACAGCGCCCUCGGUGCUGGCUACAGAGCCCCCCUGCUUUGUUUCAGGGCUCUGUUUACCUAUGAAGGCAACAGCAAUGACAUCCGUGUGGCUGGCACUGGGGAGGGGGGCCUGGAGGAGGUGGUGGAGGAGCUCAACAGCGGGAAGGUGAUGUACGCGUUCUGCAGGGUGAAGGACCCCAACUCUGGCCUGCCCAAGUUUGUCCUCAUCAACUGGACGGGCGAGGGCGUGAACGAUGUGCGGAAGGGUGUGUGUGCCAACCACGUCAGCACCAUGGCCAGCUUCCUGAAGGGCGCCCACGUGACCAUCAAUGCGAGGGCCGAGGAGGACGUGGAGCCUGAGUGUAUCAUGCAGAAGGUGGCCAGGGCCUCGGGUGCCAACUACACUUUCCACAGGGAGAGUAGCCGCUUCCAGGACAUGGGCCCCCAGGCCCCAGUGGGCUCCGUGUACCAGAAGACCAAUGCCGUGUCAGAGAUCAAGAGGUUCGGCAAAGACAGCUUCUGGGCCAAAGCAGAGGAGGAGGAGGAGCAGCGGCGGGCCCAGGAGAAGCGGCGGGCGGAGCAGGAGCGGCAGCAGCUGGAGCAGGAGCGCCGGGAGCGGGAGCUGCGGGAGGCCGCCCUCCGGGAGCAGCGCUACCAGGAGCAGGGCCAGGAGGCCAGGCAGAGCAGGAAAUCUGAGCAGCAGGAAGUGGUUUCGAGGAGCAGAGAGGAACAGGAGCCUGGUCAGCAGUCACCUCGGCAGAUGUUCAUGCAGAAGGAGAGAGCCGUGUCCACCGCAUCCACCUCCAGCCCCCAGCCAGGCAAACUGCGGAGCCCCUUCCUACAGAGGCAGCUCCCCCAGCCAGAGAGCCCCCUCGGCGGGGAGAGGGCUCACGCCGCCUCAAGGCCCAGCACAGGUGUCUGUGAGGAGCCCGCGCCCCGUGCCCCUGAGUGCCUGGUGCAGGCGGAGGAGGAGGCCCUGUACGAGGAGCCCCCAGAGCAGGAGACCCUCUACGAGGAGCCCCCCAUGGAGGAGCAGCAGGACACUGGCUCUGUGCGUGUGGACCACUACCCCGGGCUGAGCGGGAAGGGCCUCUGUGCCCGGGCCCUGUACGACUACCAGGCAGCGGAUGAGACCGAGAUCUCCUUUGACCCCGAGAACCUCAUCACGGGCAUCGAGGUGAUCGAUGAAGGCUGGUGGCGCGGCUACGGGCCCGACGGCCACUUUGGCAUGUUUCCUGCCAACUACGUGGAGCUCAUUGAGUGAGGCUGCCUGUGGCCUCGUCCCCACCCCACGUGGCCUUACUGCUGGAGGUGGCGGCGCGACACUGCACCCCAUCUUUCUGGCAUGGGCCGCAAAUGCAGCAAUAACCCAGUGGUUCCCACACGCUUCCAGCAGCCCCCACAGCAGGGGCCUCUGCCUUUCCUGUUCCCUGCAGCUCUGAGGGGUGGUGGUUGGGGAGCCGAGACGUGGACUCGGCGGCUCAUGCCCAGUCGGUCCCGGCAGCUCUGGCAGCAGCAGCUGGUCUGGGUCUUGCUCCGUGCUCCUGCUCCUCUGUCCCCUGCCUGGCUCUGGGCACUGGGGAUGGGACAACAAGGCCCCUGAGUACCUGGGCGCAGCGGCAAACACAUCUGUGCUCUUGCCUGCUGGCCCUGUGGCGACACCUGCCGUCUCCCCCUGUCCCAGACCCCCCUGCCCCCACCUCUGUUCGUGGAGUCAGCAUUGCCCACCCAGGCCCCAGCUCCGAUGCCGUGACAGCCUGGCGGCCCCGGGUGAAACCCACCUUCCUGGUGUCUGGGAGUGCUGCAGCCACCUGGACGAGGCAUAAAGAUUAAGAUGUGACUGAUGUCUCUUUCUCUCUCUCUCUCAUCAAUAAAAAUCAAAAAAUAAAAAAGGUUUAAGAUGUGA